UAAAAUAUGUAUUGACUUUUCUUUUAGCUUUUUCACUUUUUUUUUUCCUUUUCCUUUUCCCUAUUCUUUUCCCCUCUUUCUGCUUUCCCUUUGCUCUCUUCUUUAUCCCUGAACAUCUCCUCUAUUCUAUUCUCUUGUUCAUAACAAUUAUCCCUUCUCUCUUCAUCUCUUCUCUCUUUUUAAAUAAGAUCUCUUGAUUAUGUAAAACAUUUUAUGUCUCAUAGUCGGGACAUUGCUGGGACUGAGGAUUCCCUUUCAACAUCCUGUGAUGAGAAGAAAAGGCCGGGGUUGUUGUGCCAAAAAGACGAAAAUAAACAGGACCAAAUUAAGGAAAUUUAGGAAGCGUGGCUACUAGAUCUAUGGUUGGUCGCAUGAGUAUAGAUCUAUGGUUGAUCGAAUGCCAUAGUUAUGGUUAGAACCUGUACAAAAUUCUUUAAGGUCAGCAUGCCUAAACUGAGCUCCCUGAUAGCCUUCAAUGCACUCUGUUUUUACCAUUUUCCUUUUUCGAGUUCACUUGGUGUUCUUAUCUCUUUCUUAAAAUACAAUCUUGUCUACAAUCCUCAGUUUCUAACUUCACUAUAUCGAAAGGAUCACGCCAAAGGAUCUGUUGUCCUUUACACAACGUGAGCAGCAUGCGGUUGAAUCCUCAGAAUACUGCUUCUUUAUAGCAUAGGUUUCCCCAAGUUGAUGCGACAAGUUGCAUUAGCAAGAUCUGUGAUGGGAACAUCAGAACCUGGACUAUCAAUUUUUUGUUGAUUUUGUGACAGAGGUGACUAAUGAAGUUUCUUGAGGAUUUAGAGUGGGAAAGAGCUCGGAAGGCUUUCUCAUUGCCCUUUGUAUUUGGGUCCGAAUAUAAGGUAAACUGGAGGUGGAAGCCUUUCAGGUCCUUGGAUUGCUGGUGGUAUCAUUCAGAGUUUAGAAGAAGCUUAGCUGAGAGCAUGUGGGUGGAGGUCUCUUCUGUGGAGCCACGUCGUUUUAGGACCAUAAAGAGGCUGAGGCUACUAAAGAAAAACUCAAGGAUUGGAUUCGUAUUUUUGGAUAAGCAACUGAGAGAGGCAAAAUUGCUCAUCAGUGAUAUGGACCACGUGGCUGAAACUAGAGCAGUUUCGGACAUGGCGUUUAAGAGUGUGUUUGGUAUUGCGGUAGCGAUUGUGGUUGUGGUUUAAAAAAAGUUGUUUUAUAAAAAAUAUUUUUAG
This is a messenger RNA of Populus trichocarpa (black cottonwood), 1196 nucleotides long. RefSeq lists its product as uncharacterized. The transcript has 2 exons. The coding region runs from base 777 to 1166 and encodes 129 amino acids. The record is from RefSeq and is a predicted model, not a curated record. Lineage: Eukaryota; Viridiplantae; Streptophyta; Magnoliopsida; Malpighiales; Salicaceae.